Messenger RNA from Magnusiomyces paraingens, 465 nucleotides. RefSeq lists its product as uncharacterized. The record is from RefSeq and is a predicted model, not a curated record. Bases 1 to 465 code for a protein of 154 amino acids. Lineage: Eukaryota; Fungi; Ascomycota; Dipodascomycetes; Dipodascales; Dipodascaceae. The transcript has a single exon.
AUGUGCAACUUGAUUUUGAAAAUAUAUGGGUGUGGCCAUCGCGAAAAUACAGGUGAAUUUGAGUUAUGUCAUUUUGCCCAACGCGUGGGUACGGUUUGUGUUGGGGUCACGGGAGUUUCUUUACGCAAACCACGGACAUGCUGCGAACAAUGCUACGACCCUGAUCUAGGACCUAACGUUGAUUCCCCUGCAAUUCAAGUUUUGAGCUCUGUUUAUAACCACGGCAAGUCUCCCGAGACGCAGAAAGGACUUUCUUGGAGUGAGUUUUUUGGUGAAAGUGGUCCCGGAAGCACUGUGACAGAUUCUGGACUAAGUUCUGGAAAUGUUAGCGAGUCUCAAGGGGAAAAGAAAAAGAGGACAGGAAUUUUUGGGCGACCGGGAACAGCCGACUUGCUGCGGGAGAUGAACGAGAGCCCGUCAUCUAUUUCUGUUUCUGCCUCAUGCAGGUCUUCACAGACAUCAUGA